UUCAGCUUCAGUCCGAGUCGCCUCGUGAUUAGUUUUCUUCUUGUGCAUCGUAUACAGUGACGUGUCCAAUUUUUCUUUCACUUCUCUGCUUCCCUCCGCGGCUAUUAUCGUCCGUCGAAUAAUCGUCGCUUCCAGGCUACACCGAUCUAUUAUUUCCACAUUAUCGACAGUCCCGCUUAAACGAAAAAACGAAAGCCAUAAAGAAAGGCAUUAAGAUAACGCACUCGCAGAGAUAUUCGACAAGUUUUCGUUGGUUUGUUUACUUCUGAGCCUACACUUCGCAGACCGAGCCGAUACCUGUAGUUAGCAGUCAACAACGUGUUCACGAAAUUCAACAUCCCAAGGAAUUUCCUGUCGACAAUAUGCCGAGCAGCAAGACAAGAAUUGCCAUAGUUGGUGGUGGCGUAGCUGGAUUACUGGUAGCUCGCCACACAGCCGCCAAAUUGGACACUUACAGUCUCACUUUAUUCGAGCAAACGGACCAGGUGGGUGGAACAUGGAUCUACACCGAUGAAACGGAUGUGGACAAGCAUGGAUUAGCGAUCCACAGUAGCAUGUAUAAGAAUCUGAGAACAAAUCUUCCUCGGGAAAUAAUGCAAAUACCAGAUUUUCCAAUGAAACACGAUGAGGGACCAUCAUUCGUUCACCAUAGCGUAAUUCGAGAAUAUCUUUGGGAUUAUGCGAAACAUUUUAAUUUAUAUCCACACAUAAAGUUAAACACGUUAGUGAAACACGUGGAACCGGAAACUCUGCGGAACGGUCAAACUAUCUGGAUGAUCACCUACGUGGACAUGGAAACCAAAAUAGAGACAACUAAAACAUUCGACGUUGUGGUCCUCUGUAAUGGUCAUUACACUGUAGGCCAUAUUCCACGCAUUCCAGGUAUCGAAAGCUUCCCUAGCGGAUCUAUACAUAGCCAUCAGUACAGGGUACCGGAAGUGUACGCCAGAAAGAAAGUUUGCAUCCUAGGCGCGUCCUGGUCCGGUAUCGAUAUUGCCAUGGAGGUCUCGCAGUAUGCUGAGAAGGUAUAUUUAAGCCAUAAUUUAUCUGCACUGGGUGAUUCGAAAAUGCCUAAAAACGUGGAACAGAGGCCUGGAAUCCAAUCGAUUCAAGGAAACAUAUUCAUCUUCCGCGAUGGUUCCACAGCUGAAGUAGACAACUUUAUAUAUUGCACCGGCUAUAAAUUUACGUAUCCCUUUAUGUCGUCUAAAGUUGAGAUGCGUACCGACGACAACCAUGUCGAGCCGAUUUACAAACACCUGAUACACAUCGAUUAUCCGAGUUUAUUCAUAAUGGGACUGCCAGGAAUUGUAAUUCCGUUCCCCAUGUUCCAUAUACAAGCACAGUAUAUAUUGAACAUUAUCGAAGGUCACAUUAAGCUACCUUCUGCGCAGCAAAUGAGAGAAGAGUAUGAAGUGGAAAAGAAAGCUCUGCUCGACCGUGGAAUUCAGCUAAGGCAUAUCAAUAAACUAAAGGAACGACAAUGGGCGUAUUAUGAUGAGCUUGCAGCGGCUACAGGCAUUCCGAGUUUUCCACCAGUAAUCAGGAAAAUCUACGAUCACUCGAACCAAAUGCGUGAAUUGGAUAUUGGCAAUUACAAAAAUUAUCAAUAUCGCAUAAUUGACGAUGAAAAUUUCGUAGUGUGUUGCUGUAAACCCUGUUAAGGCUUAAACUCGAAAAUCAAAGGAGAUAUUUCAGAUAAUGAAUACUUUUGGACUGAAAUCGUUCAAAGCUCACAAUUGCUUUCGCGUUCAGUGGUGUUACCUGCAUUUCUCGUUCCACUAAACGUAAGAGUACCUUAGUGUCUUAAUUUGCUAGAAGUGAAAUGCUAGUGCACAUUUGCCGAGAUAAAUCAAUUCAAAACACACAGAACUUCGAUUACGCGAAUUCUUCCUGCGCUUUACAUACCACUUUAUGGAGUAAAGUGUGUAUCUAGACGAAUACGUAUAUACACGCAGUAAGUAAAACUUACGCAAGCGAGUAUGCCUUAUAAUGCGUUCGAUAUGGUUUAGUAUCAUUUCCAAGGUACACUUUAAUGCGAAAAUGUGAUAAUAGCACGCUCAUGUUGUACAUAAAGAAUGCGUCAAUUACAUUGUACUGUUACUCAUAUCGAUUAAAAAUCAAAGGAUUUUUAUAUAAAGGAAGAAUAUUUUAGAUAAAGGAAGAAUUAUACAAAAUGAAGGAUAAUAUUUU
Eufriesea mexicana is the source of this 2193-nucleotide messenger RNA. Its product is annotated as flavin-containing monooxygenase FMO GS-OX-like 4. The transcript is spliced from 7 exons. Bases 363 to 1664 code for a protein of 433 amino acids. NCBI's taxonomy places the organism in Eukaryota, Metazoa, Arthropoda, Insecta, Hymenoptera, Apidae. Gene Ontology annotation, molecular function: flavin adenine dinucleotide binding; N,N-dimethylaniline monooxygenase activity; NADP binding. The record is from RefSeq and is a predicted model, not a curated record.